Molecule: messenger RNA, 873 nt
Organism: Paraglomus occultum
Lineage: Eukaryota; Fungi; Glomeromycota; Glomeromycetes; Paraglomerales; Paraglomeraceae
Source: the annotation of a GenBank genome assembly
AUGACGCGAGCGUGUUUCCCGUUGCAUUACUUGAAAUUUCUGUUGGUUGUGCUGAUAUUAUUCGCAAGUACUCGUUCCGAUGGGGCUAUUUCAAUCCAAAACCUAAAAUUAACUGUAAUAACUCCUGAAAGAGAAGCGCAAAUAUCCAAGAGUCUUGCCUAUCCCGAAACAUUAUCUUCGCCUCUCAUUCUCUCUCCAGAUGAUACCUUCAAACUUUCGUUGAAUAUACAAGAAAAAGAUAGUGACAAAGCCUUUCAUCCGCACCAAGCUCUGUUGACCUUGACAGAUGAAAAAACAAGAGAGCAAUACUUGCUAGUUAUCAAAGUACGAGAAAAAGGGAAAGCAAGGGUCGAACUGGAUAUGAAAGCUGCACCAGAUGAUCUUACAUCACACUCGGGCAAUUAUUCGAUGGAAAUUAUUCUGGGAACGCCCUCACAUAGUAACCCGUUCAGAUACCGUAUUGGUACUUUAAACAUCGAAGGAACAAUCAAAUCGCCACGAAAAGCUCCAAUUGUUUAUGGUCCACGACCGGAAAUACAUCACGUAUUUCGUGAUGGUGAACGAUCGCCUUCACUAUGGAUAUCAUACACAUUCUCAAUUAUUGCCUUGACACCAUGGAUAGUAUUAGUUGGAGGGUGGAAAUAUAUUAAAGUUAAUUUAUCUCUUCUACUCAGCAAGCCGACCGAAUCACUCCCAGUAAUAGCGUUCUUGUCAUCGUUACUGGCAAUGGAAACUCUUCUAUUCGGUUACUGGAUUAGUCUUAACUUACUCCAGACAUUGCCCUGGUUGGCUGCCUCAAGUUUAGUGGCAUUCGUGACCGGACAGAGAGCUUUGACUAAAGUACAAACAUGGAGGUUGGACGGUUUGCAUUAA